This is a messenger RNA of Microdochium trichocladiopsis, 861 nucleotides long. RefSeq lists its product as uncharacterized. The transcript has a single exon. Lineage: Eukaryota; Fungi; Ascomycota; Sordariomycetes; Xylariales; Microdochiaceae. The record is from RefSeq and is a predicted model, not a curated record. Bases 185 to 676 code for a protein of 163 amino acids.
GCGUGGCCGCAAUCCGCUUCCGUAAGAAGCAGUGCACUGGGCCGCCCAGAGCUCCGGCAGCCAAGUUGCAGGAGUGAUGGCCAAUGGCGUCUCGGUCGUGAGGAAUUACUCCUGUACACUUAUUCAGGGGACAAGUCAGGCCAUGAUAUCAUGAGGAAUGCGCUGUCUUUUGACGUGGUAGUGAAUGCUUGCUGCGCCUUUGGAGGAUGCUGGCUGCAGGUGUCCGCAGGCUUUUCCGGAAUGUGCAUUGCGCUGUCGAGGUGGACGUGGACGUGGACGGGGCGCUUGGGAGCAUGUAGCUCUAAUAUGCAGUACUUUCGUGCGUACCUGGUUCCGGGAGCGUAGCCUAGGCCCGUACCUUAGGGGGCCGGGGCCGGGGCCUGGGGCUCUCGGCAUGCUUAGCGCGGGGAUCGGGUGCGCACAAGGUACGUCCCUCAAGGUAGAGAUUCGGGCACCGAUGCACUCUUCUGACCCCACAAGUCACGGUUGCAUGGUCCCCAGGCUACAAGCUGGGAAGGCCGCGGUGGAUACGGGCCUAAACACAUGCCAUCGUCGAAAUGCUGUUCACCCGCAAUUGUCGACACAUGAGUCACGACAAGCUUCCCAGCCACGUCGAAUAGCACAUCCAGCCUGCAGUCUGUGCGAUCUUAGUCCCAAUGACCGACCCUCUGUCUAGGUCUUGCCUCUGAUACCAGAUGUCGAUCGUCUAGCAACGCUUGGACCUUCCCUCAAUGGUGAAAUGGACAACAAAACAUCAUCUGGCUGCGAAUAGACUCUGAUCUGCGCAGCUUUGCCUCAGCCACUGCUUCCCAACGUGGCUGGGGCUUGACUGAAUCCCCGGCGAGGCUUACAUUGGUCGGC